AUGGCAUCCAAAGCAGCAUAUGAGAACAAAGCCUACAUUGAAACUAUUGUCACCCAAAAAUGGAAGAUGGAAUUUUUGGGAUCUUAUGACUGCUGGAAUGAUUUUCAAGAAAGAGCCACAACACGAGCCUUUAUGCUUUAUGAUAGAAAUGAGGAUGGCCAGGAUACUAUUGUUGUGUCCUUUAGAGGUACUAAAAUUUUUAAUGCACACGCAUGGAGUACUAGCUUCGAUCUCUCUUGGUUUGAGAUUGAUGGCAUAGGCAAGAUUCAUGGCGGUUUUAUGAAGGCUCUAGGUUUACUAAAGGUCAAAGGUUGGCCCAAAGACAUCGACAAGCAACAGGAUGACCGCCCGGCACCCUUAGCAUACUAUGCGGUCAGGGAUAUGUUAAAAGAGCUCCUAAGCAAAAACGAUAGAGCAAAAUUUAUAGUGACAGGCCACAGUUUAGGCGGUGCGUUGGCUAUUCUCUUUACAGCGAUUUUGGCAAAGAACAAGGAGACAGAGUUAUUGGAAAGAUUGGAGGGGGUGUACACAUUUGGGCAACCCAGAGUAGGAGAUGAAAAAUUUGUUGAGUUCAUGAAAAAGAAAUUAAAAGAGAAUUCCAUUUAUUACGUUAGGUUUGUUUACGGUAAUGAUAUUGUGCCUAGGUUGCCUUGUGAUAACUCUGAGCUUAUGUUCAAGCACUUUGGGCAGUGCCUCCACUACAACACCUUAUAUCAAGGAAAGGUGGUUGAAGAAGUACCAAAUAAGAACUACUUCUCACCAUUGGAGGCAAUUCCCAUGAUGAUGAAUGCAGUUCGGGAAUUUAUAAGAAGCUUUACUUUGUGGCGCUCAAAGGGGCGGGACUAUGAAGAAGGAGGGCUACUCAAAGUGAUUAGAGUAAUGGGAUUGAUAGCCCCCGGUAUAUCAGCUCAUUCUAUCCAAGAUUAUGUCAACGUUACUCGCCUGGGAUCCAAGGAUAUUUUGUUCCACCCCAAGAGACUGUAA
This is a messenger RNA of Mangifera indica (mango), 984 nucleotides long. Its product is annotated as triacylglycerol lipase OBL1-like. NCBI's taxonomy places the organism in Eukaryota, Viridiplantae, Streptophyta, Magnoliopsida, Sapindales, Anacardiaceae. Gene Ontology annotation, molecular function: triacylglycerol lipase activity. Gene Ontology annotation, biological process: lipid metabolic process. The transcript is spliced from 4 exons. Bases 1 to 984 code for a protein of 327 amino acids. The record is from RefSeq and is a predicted model, not a curated record.